Molecule: messenger RNA, 2091 nt
Organism: Kogia breviceps (pygmy sperm whale)
Lineage: Eukaryota; Metazoa; Chordata; Mammalia; Artiodactyla; Physeteridae
Gene: CIROP
Product: ciliated left-right organizer metallopeptidase
Biological process (GO): proteolysis; cell adhesion
Cellular component (GO): cytoplasm; membrane
Molecular function (GO): metalloendopeptidase activity
Source: RefSeq, a predicted model, not a curated record
AUGUUUGCAAGACGUUGCUGCCACCACCGCUCCCCCUGGAGGACUGCCACAAGCACGUGUCUACAUGACAAGACACAACGUUUGAGCUUUCUCAGGCCCCCUUUCUCCCAGCUUCCCCCAAAUCUCCGCUCUUCCUCCCUCACCCUCCCUGGCUCCCAGGAUCCUCAACCCCUCCAAAUCCAAACCUGUCAUAUCGGAAAUCCUGUAUCAGAGGGAGCUUGGGGUCCUGAGGGAGGCAGGGUGAGAGGGGAAUCCCAAGCCCUGGCACCAGGGAGAGAGGCUGCUCAGCAGCUCCAGGGUGUCCUAGCAGCCCCUCCAAGGCAAGGACUCCUGCUUCUGCAUCGAGACCCUGCACAGUACUGCCAUGCUGUCUGGGGAGACCCAGACACCCCAAACUACCACAGGUGCAGCCUCUUGAAACCAGGAUACCAAGGACAUAGUUGCUUGGGGGCCAAGGUGAGAAUGACUUAGCACAUUUGGGGAUCUGAAGGCAAUUGUACCCUUGCUGGUACAAUUGUCUUCUGUGCCCAUCUCACCAGCCCCAGCCUCAGCCACAGUGACAUGGUCAUGGCCACACUCCAUGAACUGCUCCAUGCCCUGGGUUUCUCUGGACAGCUCUUCGAGAAGUGGAGGGAUUACCCUUCAGGACCCAGCGUCAGCGAGAACUGUUCUACAAGUCAACAAGUGACAAGGCGAGAUGAGUGGGGACAGCUGCUUCUCACCAGCCUGGCCAAACACUUGGGACUGCUAGGGGUUUCCCUGGGCACUCCCUUGUCAGAAGAGGUGAGGAUGAGAACACCUUGGGGUGAUGGAAGGAAGAAGAAACGGUCAGGUGGCACCAGCUAUCUCCUCCCAAGGGGCCCUUUGUCUUCACACUGGGAGGCCUGGCUACUCCAGAACUGUAUAAUGACUGCUACCUACGAUGGCACCCAGCGCACUCGGCUUGACCCAAUCACUCUCGCUGCCUUCAAAGACUCAGGCUGGUGCCAGGUCAACCACAGCACUGCAGAGGAGCUGUUGUGGGGCUGGGGGUCUGGCCUGGAAUUUGGCCUGGUGACCACCUGUGGGAAUGGCACCUCAGACUUCUUCUGUACUGGCAGCGGACGGGGCUGCUACUACCUGCACCUGGACAAGGGAAGCUGCUCCUCACACCUUAUGCUGGAAGGCUGAUGCAGGUAUAAGCUCUUGGCCAGUGGAAGUGAAUGCCGGAGGAAGGAAAAUGGAUUCCCACCUGGGGCAGAGAAUCCCCAUGGGGAGAUCUACCAUCCCCAUAGUUGUUGCUUCCUUGCCAACCUCACUUCACAGCUGCUUCCUGUGGACAAGAUCAGGCAUCCCUCUCAGAUCCCACACCUCAAGGAAGCAACCCCUGGCCACUGCUACUUACAUCAGUGCACAGAGAGGGGAGUGUACAAGGUGCAGGUGGGGUGAUCACCCUGGGUCCCAUGCCUUCCAGGAAAGGCUAUUCAGAUACCUGGGAACAAUGGCCAUCUCUUCUGUUCCCUGGGUUGGCUCUGUUAGACAAAUGAAGGUACCGAUGCUAUCAAUAUUACUUACCCACCCGUAAGUCUUUCAACCUGACCUAUUAUUUCAGCUGUCUUUAGGAUUAGCUGGGGUCCCCCAGGCCACUCCCUGGGGAAGGAAGAGGGCAAAGAGCUAACUGAAGCAGUUCUACAAGGCUCUGAGAUCCAAACGUCCAUUUGGUGCUAUUUCCACAGUCUCUUGAUUACCACCAGUCUGGUCUUCACUAUGCAUAUGUGGAAAUUCCCUGGCUGCCAAGGGCCUUCAGUUGGUAUGCUGCACAGGGCCCUGACCCUGACUCUCCAGAAGAAACCUCUAGAAGUAUAUUAUGGAGGAGCCACCUUUACCAUAGAAUACAGCAAGCUUCUACUUACCUCGGACCAUAAUCCUUCCAUGACACACCUCAGUCUGUCCAUGGGACUCUGCCUAAUGUCGCUUAUCCUGGUGGUUGCAUUGGAAACCAUGGCCUAUCAGAAACGAGCUACUCUUCAGGUGGGACCUCCUGCCCCUUACCAUUCACUAGAGCCCCAAGGUGCAACAGGGGGCCCAGUUGGAGGAAUGAGGGAGGUGUGA